Messenger RNA from Glycine soja, 1962 nucleotides. RefSeq lists its product as uncharacterized. The transcript is spliced from 2 exons. Lineage: Eukaryota; Viridiplantae; Streptophyta; Magnoliopsida; Fabales; Fabaceae. Bases 479 to 1600 code for a protein of 373 amino acids. The record is from RefSeq and is a predicted model, not a curated record.
UUGAUUUUAUAUUUUUCCUCACUCACGCACGCCCUGGAUUUUCUUCCCCUACGCCUUCACCUUCACCUUCACCACCACCACCUAUUUCUUAUUUUCUCUCUUCUCGAAAACCCUAAUUCAUACGUCGCCGUUUUGUCUUUCUCUCUGAGUUCUCCACAGGAUCAGGAACCGAAGCGUUGGAAUGGGAGAAUAUGAUGAUAAUGGCGAUGAAUCGAAUUUCCAUUUCCUGAUGUGAGGAACAAAGCAUCAACACCUUGGCUAGGUUCUUGUAGGGUUUGUUGAGAAUCUUAUAGUUUUUUUUUUUCUUUCUCGAAUUCUUCUUCGCUUGAUCGGGAAUUGGAAUUGUGAGUUAGAUCAGGAAAUAAGAGAGAGACAUUUGAUUGUGAAUGGAUUAGGAAUUUAAAUUGUCUGAAGAUUUAUUAAUUGUUUUGUGAGAAGCAAGCAUUGAAUUGGAUUUUACUUGAGGAGUAGUAGUAUUAUGGAGAACGUGUGUGAUGUUAAUCACUUGGAUGCUGAUGUUCUUUUGCCUCCUCGGAAGCGUCUUCUUGCUGGAUUGAAAAAACAGAGUUCAGACGGUGAUGCUGCUGCAUCCCCACCUAUGGUUGUUGCUUCUUGUGUUACAACAGUUUCUGAGGUUGCUUCCUCUUCCUAUUCCAGUGAGUUUGAAGCCAGGCUUAAGAAUUUGUUGGGUUCUCAUUCUGAUAACCCUAACCUUACCCCUGAGGAGGUUGUGGAGGCUUCAAAAGCUGCAGCAGUGGCUGCAUCUAAAGCUGCAAAGGCUGCAAGAGCUGCGGCCAAGGAGAAGGCCGAGACUGCAGCAAAGGCAGUUGCAGCUGCCAAGAGGGCUUUGGAUUUAGUUUCCUCCUUCUCUGAAGAGGCAGUGAGCAGCAAGGAGAGGAACCUAAAGAAGAACAAGCUCAAGAAGCACCUCCCAGUUCAUCUCUUGUACAAAAAAUACCAGCCCAUUGAAAAUUGUGGGACUGAUGAAGAAUUGGCCAGGAAGUUACAUCGCGCCAUGAACAGUUCUCCUAGGAUCUCAAAGAAUUCUCCCAAUUCAGACUCAAAAGGGAGUAAACACAAGAAGCCCAAGAACUCUUCGAGUUUUGAAAUGACUGAGGUUUCUGAUGCCCGCAUGGCACUUGGGCAGGAUUGCUUAUCUUUGAACAAUGGGCAUGCAGUGAUGAGUAAGGUUGAUUCUGAAGGCUCCAUUCAAGAAGUGUGCUCAAACAAGGAAGAUAAGAAGAGUCAAAUGGAGAUAACAGAUAAUGGGGAAGCAGAGUCAAGCCAGUCAAAGGAGAAAAACACAGAAGAUUUGUCUUCUGUAGGUAGGAAGAGAGGGAGGGUGAAGCUAAAGAAGUUGCCCUUAAGCAUUUGCACCUCCAAAGAUAGGGCACAGCCAAAGGAAGGUGUGAGAGCUAGAAGUGCUCCAUUGACUGAGAUGAACACUGGUGGCAAUCAUCAUCCUGUUGGUAACAUCCCUUUGUUUCCAAUGGAACCAUCGACUGAAAGAGUGAUUCCAAUUGAGGCUACAACAACAUGCAAAUGCCAGGAGUUCAAGGCACCGGCUUGUAUCAAACAGAAUAAAGCUGUGCAAUCAUAAUAUUCAGAUUCAGAUUUAAAUUGAGAUGACUGGGGGCUAGAGAACUACCAUUACAGAAGUUGAUAGCUGAGGUAGAAAUCAUCAAGUUUUUUUUUUUUUUACAUAUAUGGUCUUCUUUUUUUGCUAUCAUCUUUGGUUCUGUAAUGAAUUUGAACUGACUAAAUGUAAAUUUAGAUUUUUAGUUGCUUGCAUUACUUCUUUCGGUUCAAAAGUUGUGCUUCAGGUUAAUUGAUGGCCAAGCUUGAGUUUAGAUAGGAAGAUGCCAUGAAUUGAACAGCUUUUCCAUUUGUGCUGCUUAUAAGCUUUUUAUUCCAUCUCGCAUUUGUAUUGAGAAUAAAAUGAGAAAACUUGUUAGUCUUCUA